Pseudomassariella vexata is the source of this 948-nucleotide messenger RNA. RefSeq lists its product as uncharacterized. Lineage: Eukaryota; Fungi; Ascomycota; Sordariomycetes; Amphisphaeriales; Pseudomassariaceae. The record is from RefSeq and is a predicted model, not a curated record. The coding region runs from base 1 to 948 and encodes 315 amino acids. The transcript has 3 exons.
AUGCUCGGGCGCGUGGCGACGUCGAAUGGCAAGGAUGGCAUCACACCACCCCUGCCCCAGGGUAUUGGUCCGACGAGCCAGCCCAACGAGUUUUUGAUCGUGUAUCAGCACAUUCAGGAGAUUGCGAACAAGAGGAUUUCGACGUUGGAUUAUCUGCGCAGGGCCCACGAAGGGCGUGUCUACUGGUUCAGCACGCUUCUUUUCGAUAAGCCAGACGUGACGAAGAUGCCAUACUUUGAUCCUCGAAAACUCGCUCGACGCGCAACGAAUUAUCUUCUGCUCGGCCUUUCCCUCCCCGCCGUGAUCGAUCUCAAUUCAUCCACACCUCUCGAGUUCCUCCGAUCCCUGAACAUCCUGCUCGGCGAGUUCGACUCCUUUCAACAAAUCCAUACCGAGAAUGGCACGAAUUCCAGCUCCCUAUCCCGAGCCCGAUUGCCCCAAAUGUUUCGUCGAGCGCCCGGGGGCAAGGCACGGAGGACGUCGGGGGCAGACUUAGGAUAUCAGGACGGUGCCAGUGGGGCGAUGGCCAGCAACUCGGUUGUUAACCAGACGCCAACAAACGUCAUGACGUUUGGACUGGGGGGCGAGGGCAACGAUCUACUGCCCGGUGAAGAGUACACACAUCUCUUGACACCGAGUCUGCCGUUCGAUCCGGAUUUCUUCGAGACUUUCGCGACGCUCUGUGACGUCUUAAUUGACUGCUACACAAGGCUACUGAGCCUGCUAUCCAACCCGAAGGAUUGCACGUCACCUGUGGCCGAGCUGUUCUCCAAGGCCGAUUCGAAGGUGCGGAAGAUCAUUAUCCAAGGGGUUGUGAAAGAGUUCGAGGACGCAAGCAGGGCAGGCUUGAAACAGGAAGUUGGCAGUGUUGGCAAGCUUGCAAGCUUGAGAGUGGAUACCACUAGCGCAGGUCGGUGGCAGGGGUGGACCCAGAUUUCCCAGCACUGA